Molecule: messenger RNA, 1932 nt
Organism: Effrenium voratum
Lineage: Eukaryota; Dinophyceae; Suessiales; Symbiodiniaceae
Source: the annotation of a GenBank genome assembly
AUGUCCCUGGCCGGCCUGGCGGGCGAGCUGAGUGUCGACCUUGCUGCUAUAAAGAGCAUCCGCUUUCAGCUAGGCUCAUUGAACGCGAAUACGAGCAUUGUCAGCAACAGCAGCGGCUUCGACCCAAGCGGCUGCCCAUUCUUUCGCGUUGUGGCUGGCUACGAGCGCCCAGAAGAGGAGCAGUCCUCAGAUGGCUGGACAUUUGAAGCCGCUUCAUUCGAUGCCGCCAGCGGCAUGGCCACCAUUCCGCUUUCUUACCGCUGCCCUAGCUACAGCUUGAGCGGCUCUUCCCGUGCUUCAGCCUCCGCCGCCCUCGGCGCUAUGGCCCUUGCGCUCAGUCGUCCGGCACUUGCCGCGGCCAUGGCGUGCGGCGCGGACGCGCAGGCAUCGGGCUGCGACGAUUGCACCCCCAUCCUCUACCUCGAGUUCAUGGCCGCGCAUCCCAAUGUCACGACGGAUGCGAACACCAUGACCUUUACGUGUCCGGAGGAGGGAUGUGGGUUGAGCGCCUCCUGCUCCACAGAAGCUCCGUCGAUCAUGUGCACGUGGGGAUGGGUGGCUGGUCGGCCCUUUAGCACGGAAGAUGGCCCAGUGCUCGCACCAUCAGUGCAGAGCUCCAGCUGUUGGGCCCAGAAGUCUGAGCUGAACACUUCGCUUGACGCAGGCCGGGGGGCCUGGUGGCGUCAGAACGGCCUGGCGGAGCACGGCUCGGUGGCCGCCUUCAGCCGGGCCUCGCUGGAGCUCAUGGCGGUGGGCGCUCCGGCGGUGCUGGUGGAGGGCGCCCACCGCGCGGCCUUGGACGAGAUCCGCCACGCCGAGGUCUCCUUCGGCCUGGCUCAGGGCUUCGGCGAGGCCCAAGCGGCUCCUGGGCGGCUGCCGCUGAAGGAGCUCCAGGUGACUUCCGAGCUCUCGGAGCUGGCAAAGCGGACCUUCCAGGAGGGCUGUGUGGCAGAGAUGGUGUCUCUGGCCAAGGUCAAGCAGCAGCUGCGGGGGGAGCUACUGCCCCAAGAGGAGGCAGCGCUGCAGCGCAUCUUUGAGGAUGAGGCGCGGCAUGCUGCUUUCGCCUGGCGAACUGUGGCGUGGGCCUUGAGCCAGGACAUGGCUGGCGUGCAGCCAGUCUUGCAGCAAGAGUUGGAGAAGCUCCGGCCGUCGGAGCGAGCUCCGGAGGACAUUCACCAGCAGGUGCGAGGCUUCGUAGCUCCCUGGCUGCGCGCCAUGCUGGCACAGGGCGGCGGCCUGGACUGGCGGCCGCCGGUGAUCCGCUGGGAGGCGGAUCUGGCCGCCGCGACGGCGGAAGCUGUGGCAAAAGCCAUGGGCGGCCAAGAGCUCACCGUUCCCGCUUUGGACAAUGCCACGGACCAUUACGUCUGCUUGUGGAGGUUCAACUGUGACAAGCUGCAAGUGGAGGUCCGCACUGUUUCAUCGGCGCGCACUCGGAACGGGCGCAAAGCCGACCCUGAGUCGAGCUACGAGAGUGGCGCCGGCACCACGAGGCAAAGCGCCACUGCCCGUGUGCCGGCGCAGUCGGAGCUGCGCCGCUGGCCUGCGGAGGGUCUCAAGGUGAAGGGCCGCAGGUGCUUGCCUUACGCCCGCACAGCCCAGCAGUUCGCGGGCGCCCGUAAGUUGCACUUCCUGCACGAGCCCUUGGAGGACUUGGAGGUUCCUGGUAGCGAGCACCUGCACGCCUUCACAAACAAGCUGGAGGCCCGUUUGCACCAGGGCGAGACGCUCUUGGUGCACUGCAUGGGAGGCCGUGGCCGAAGCAACCUGGUGGCAGGGUGCCUGCUUGCGAAGCUCUACGAUCUUCCAGCUGAUGAGGUGGAGCAGCGUUUGCAGCUGGGCUACGAAUCCAGGGACUAUGACAACUGCCUGGUGCCGGAGACGCAGCGACAGCGUGACACGCUCCGUGCAUUUUGCUCGGAGCUUGGCUGA